Messenger RNA from Zingiber officinale, 1140 nucleotides. Its product is annotated as putative tRNA (cytidine(34)-2'-O)-methyltransferase. Gene Ontology annotation, biological process: wobble position uridine ribose methylation; wobble position cytosine ribose methylation. The record is from RefSeq and is a predicted model, not a curated record. Gene Ontology annotation, molecular function: RNA methyltransferase activity; RNA binding. The transcript has 8 exons. Lineage: Eukaryota; Viridiplantae; Streptophyta; Magnoliopsida; Zingiberales; Zingiberaceae. Bases 159 to 1016 code for a protein of 285 amino acids.
GCCUCUCUUCGUCACUGGGUUAAACUUCCAGUUGCCACUCUUAUCCCUUCGUCUCUGCUAGUGCUAGGUAGAGGAGGAGGCGGCGGUUGAUGGAGGCCGCCGGCCAACGAGCGCUCCACCUGCUUCGGUGACGGAAGUCUCUCCGCCCUUUUCCUACUAUGGCUCCGUGUUCUUCCCGUUUACUCAUCGAUCGUCUUCGCUGUGACCUCAGGACUCGUCGACUCUUUCGGGUGUCGGGCCGAACGCCUCAUAAAAUAGCUUCGCUCUCCUUCCAUUCUUCAUCAUCGUUGGAGCCCUUUUCCUACCGAGUUGAAAUUGGCCAUGCCAAAUGUUGUACCAGUAGCGCUAAUGGAGCUGUUAGCGAAACUUCGCCAAACAAGUUUCUUCAAGUAGUACUUGUUUCUCCUCUGAUUCCUGGAAAUACUGGAUCCAUUGCCAGAACAUGUGCUGCUUCAGCUGUUGGACUCCAUCUUGUUGGGCCUUUGGGAUAUAAAAUAGAAGAUUCCAAACUCAAGCGUGCUGGAUUGGACUAUUGGCCACUCAGAGUGUCACUGCUGAUCUUAAUAGGUUCUAUGGACUCUGUAGUUGUUGCUUAUGUGUUGGACUACUUUACUCCAUUUUUGAUUUUGUUUGUCAAAGUGCACAACUCUUGGUCUGAAUUUCACGAUUACUUCAAACAGCAGGAUGGUGAGAAACGGCUUUUAGCAUUCACCAAGAGAGGCACUCAUAUCCACUCUGAUUUCUCCUACAAGAAAGGUGAUUGGCUAGUUUUCGGUUCGGAGACUACUGGGCUACCCCCUCAAGCUUUGAUGGAUUGCAGCACAGAAUGCCUCGGUGGCGGAACUAUCAGGAUUCCAAUGAUCGAUACAUAUGUGCGAUGCUUGAAUCUUUCGGUCAGUGUCGGGAUUGCAGUAUAUGAAGCAGCCAGACAACUGAACUAUGAGCAGCUCCAGGUGCCACUGUUGAGCGAAGAUGCAAGUGAAAGAUUGUUCAGCUCCGAAGAUAUUUUUGGUUGAUUUAAAUACAAAAUGAUCCUUGUGGAAAUUUAUACUAUUAAUUUUAAGCUAAUUGUAUUUCCUGGGAGGAAAAGAAACAUAUCUUUUUAACUUUUCAAAGGGGGCAAAAUGUCAAAUUGUGAAA